Messenger RNA from Entamoeba invadens IP1, 993 nucleotides. RefSeq lists its product as hypothetical. NCBI's taxonomy places the organism in Eukaryota, Evosea, Mastigamoebida, Endamoebidae. Bases 1 to 993 code for a protein of 330 amino acids. The transcript has a single exon. The record is from RefSeq and is a predicted model, not a curated record.
AUGGGAAAUACCAACAACAAGUCAUGCGUUUCUUUAUCACGCCGUCGAUCAGUAUAUACUCCACCAACAAAUGUAACAUUUCUGAAUAACGAAGACUUGGAUGUGAGCAGUAGCUACACUCCACGAACACCACGCAACCAAGGCUCUGUUUCAAGAUUUGUGAAAACUCCAAAGAGAAAUGAAAGUGCAGGGUCGUUAUGCAAAUGGAACGAAACGCUCGAAACGUACUCGACUGAAUCAACUCCAAGAACCGAGAGAAAGAUGCCAAAAUACUUCUCUGACGUCACUUCAGUUUUCUCAAGACAUCCUUUGUCUCCACGGAGUUCUCCAAAAAACUCGCCAAGGUCCACCAAAUGUUCUCCUCGAAAAAAUGCCCCAAAUGUCUCGGCAUUCCGCCCAGUCAAUCUCUCAGAAAGUGAUGAUUUUCAAGAUGAAACAUAUCAAGAAGCGUGGUGCCAGAACGAAAGCACAUUUAAGGCUGAAAAUUUUGAGAACCUCGAGCGACUUAAGAAUGCCACGAAGAUGAGUAAUGCUAAACUCAUCUUCGACUCAAGAGUGGACGAAAUAGACUCAAGAAAUCUCAACUCUCAUAUUGCUUAUAAGGAUAAUAUUAUGGUAGUCAUAGUGACCGACCAGAAUGAAGUCUUUGGCUGUUUUCACGAAGAAGCGCUACCUAACGCAAGCUACGAAGGAAGUCAGCAAAUAGUGUCAACAAAAAACUUCUUCCUCUUCACUUGGAAAAAUAAAAUUUUCAAAACGUACGAAAGAAAAGAAAACGUCGACAAGACUUUCAACGUACACUCAACAUCAACACAACAGUUUGUGUUGUCAGUGUUCUCGGCGUUUUGGGUGCUCAAGACAGGAGAGGUGUAUGUCCACCAAAAUAUCAAAGAGAAUUACAAAAUUAAGACUACAAGUAACAACCCCUUCUUCGAAAGUAGCGCGAAGCCCAACGCACAACUCAAGCAUCUCUUUGUUCUCCAGUGGGAAUGA